AUGAUCAUUGUUUUCUUGCUUUUCUUACUUUUCUUAUUUUGCCCUUCAGAAAACCCUGAGCCAGGAGUCAUGACAACCAAGCCCAAGCUCUGCUACUUUCGUGGCAGGGGCAGGAUGGAGUCUAUCCGCUGGCUGCUGGCUACAGCUGGAGUGGAGUUUGAAGAAGAAUUUAUUGAAACAACAGAACAAUAUGAGAAGUUGCAGAAGGACGGACGCCUGCUAUUUGGCCAAGUGCCUAUGGUUGAAAUUGAUGGAAUGGUGCUGACACAGACUAGAGCCAUCCUCAGCUACCUUGCUGCCAAGUCUGACUUGUAUGGGAAGGACCUGAAGGAGACAGUCAGGAUCAACAUGUACGCUGACGGCACCCUGGACCUCAUGAUGAUUACCGCGCAGGCUGCGUUCAAACCCCCUGAGGAAAAAGAGGAGAAUCUUACUUUAAUCGUGAAGAAAGCUAAAACCCUUUACUUCCCCGCCUUUGAAAAGAUUUUGAAUGACCACGGAGAGGAUUUUCUCGUUGGCAACAAAUUCAGUUGGGCAAACAUACAACUGUUGGAAGCUAUUUUAAUGGUGGAAGAACUCGAUGCUUCUGUUCUUUCUGACUUCCCUCUACUGAAGGCAUUUAAAGCAAGAAUCAGCAACAUCCCUACAAUUAAGAAGUUCCUGCAGCCUGGGAGUCCGAGGAAGCCCCCAGAUAGCCACUAUGUGGAGGUAGUCAGGGGCAUCCUGCAGUUCUGA
This is a messenger RNA of Acinonyx jubatus (cheetah), 735 nucleotides long. RefSeq names its product glutathione S-transferase alpha-4-like. The record is from RefSeq and is a predicted model, not a curated record. Gene Ontology annotation, biological process: xenobiotic metabolic process; glutathione metabolic process. Gene Ontology annotation, molecular function: glutathione transferase activity. NCBI's taxonomy places the organism in Eukaryota, Metazoa, Chordata, Mammalia, Carnivora, Felidae.